AUGGGGAGAGAGAAAGAUGAUGAAGAGGAGGAGGUGAAGGAAGGAAAGGCACUGGAGGACGAGAAGAAAGAGGGACAACAUGACAAUGAGGCGGAGGUUAAAGAGACUUGGGAGGUGGAGGAGGUGGAAACAGAAGAAAUGGAGGAAGAAGGAAAAAACGAGGUAGAGAGUGAGGGGGUAGGUGAGGAGGAGAAGCAGGUGUGGGCAACAGAUCAGGUCCAGGAGGAAGAUGAUGGAGAACAGCUGCUCAGAGAACAGACAAGAAUGGCUGAGGCUGAGAAUAUUCAGCAAAACCAAGAAUGUAAAGCUGAUGCAGAAGAACCGGUUGCACAAUGCUGGACAACUAAAGAUGAAGAGCUUCAAGAUUUUCACAAAAAACCUCAAGAAGAAGAAGAGGAGGAAACUACAGAUGAUGAGGAAGCAGAUCAAUCAACAGACAAAGAAGGAAACAGUAAUGGUGAAGAUGUGGUAAAGAUUUACACUAGACUUGAUUAUCCCACAGACAUUUUCCACACCUUGACACAGUUCAGGGACUCCUCCCUUCUCACUGACCUAACAUUGAGCACAGAUGAGGGGAAGAGUCUCCAUGUACACUCCCUCAUCCUGGCUGCUGUCAGUUCCCUUAUUUUUGGCCACCUGAGCAAAAGCAAUCUAGAAAUCAACAGACCUGAUGAAAGAAAAGACAGUGAUACAAGUAUUGAGGUCCGCAGGUGGUCGGUGUCUCUGGGUCCAGAAGUAGAUCAUGUUGGAUUAGAAGCAAUUGUGCAGUUUGCCUACACAGGGCUCAUACCAUGUUUGAAUGAGAACAGUGUGGACCAAAUAAAGUCUGCAGCUCAAACUCUGGGUGCCUCCAGGGUGCUGGAGCUCUGCACCGAGGAAAAGUCCACAAAAACUGGAGGGCAGAAGAAAGAUGAAAGGAUCUUGGCUGAAGAACAAAUGAUGAUCAGUCUUCAGUCGAUCAAAGGUCUUUGGAUGGACAGAUUGGGCUGUGAUGUCAUUCUGGAAGCUAUCGGAGGAUCGCUUCACGUCCACAGAGUCAUCCUGGCUGCAACUAGUGACUACUUCCGUGGCAUGUUCACCUUGGGUAUGAGAGAGUCCUAUCAAGCUUGUGUUACCCUUCCCUUACUGUUGGCUUCUGAGCUGGAGGUUCUGAUCAGCUGCUCCUACAGCGGGGCUCUGCCCCUCAGGUGGAGCUGUGUCUUUGAGAUCACCAGCACAGCUCUCCAGCUUCAGCACCAACCUGCCCUCUCCUUGUGCUUUAACUUCCUGCAGCAAGAACUUAAUCCCCAGUCCUGCCUGGAUGUGGUAUCUUUUGCCGAGGCUUAUGAGAUAGUGCAGCUUCUCGAAGUUGCUGAUGAUUUUGUCUUGCGGCAAUUUCAAAAGGUGGCAUGCACCUCGAAGUUCAAGGACCUGCCAGCCAAACAGUUACUUAAGUACCUGAACAGUCACUCACUUUGUGUUUCAUCAGAGCUUGUUGUAUUCAAAGCAGUGGCAGCAUGGAUCCAAGCUAAGCCCAAGAAAAGGUUUAAACUUGCUAAGGAACUGAUGAAAACUAUCCACUUUUCUCUGAUGACCUUCAAGGAAUUCAGAGAGGUCCAGUCUCUGAAAAUGUGGUCUGAUCACAGCCUGGCAGAGCUCUACGAAUCAGUCCUUCAGGAUUUCUGCUCCAGUGAGACUGCACCACAGAGUCAGUGCCGCAUCUAUCUACCAAAAGAGAGUCUGGUCUUGAUUGGAGGUGAUCAGAUCUCUGAAGAUCUGGGCAGCCGAAGCAUCAGCAGAGAACUCUGGUUUGGGAAUUCACUGAGGAAUCACACAGGAAUAAAAAAAGCCCUGGAGUGGAGAAAGCUGGGGGAGAUGCCAGAGCCAGCGAGGUUCAGUCAUGAGGUGGCAGUGCUCAGCGGACAACUGUACAUAUUUGGGGGCAAGAAGUAUUAUGGCAGCGGUGACACCCUAAAUUCUGUUUACAGGUAUGACCCUGUUCACAGCAGCUGGGAGAGCCUGGCUGAAAUGCAGGAAAAAAGAUGCUCUUUCUCUGUGGUUGUGCUGGAUGGAAAGAUAUACGCCAUCGGUGGACACUGUGACCCUGAGCAUAUACAUAGUGUGGAACAAUACUGCCCCACUGCAAACUCAUGGAGCUUCACCUGGCCUUUGGAUCUGCCUCUGAGUGGGCAUGUAGCAAAGGUUUUACAAGGGAAGAUCUUCAUCUCAGGAGGGCGGAACAGUGACAUCCAAUGUGUUGCACAUAUGUUUCUAUACUACCCAGAGACAAGGAGCACCUAUCUGGCAAACAUGACUAAACCUCGAGCUCAUCACUGCAUGGAGACCCUGGGUGAAUGUCUUUAUGUAGCAGGUGGAACCACCACAGAUGAGAACAUGUCUAUUGUUGACCAGCUAGCUUGUGAGGCAUACAAUCCAGCAACCGACUCCUGGACUGCCUUCACAUCUCUACCACUGCCACAUGUAGGAGCAGGAAGUGCAGUUUUGGAGGAUAGGUUUUAUGUGCUUGGUGGGUACAGCCAGGAAGACUACAGUGACACUAAGAUGGUCCAUCGCUAUGAUCCCACCACACGGAGAUGGGAGAACAUGGGCAAGAUGCCUGGGCCAAACAACGACUUAAGAGCAUCUGUGCUGUGUUUACCACCACAUUUUCGUUUGUAAGAUAUAGUGACAGUAGUAGCAACAAGAUUUUUUAAAAAUAGUUUGACAAAGAUUUUUCUAUUUUACAAGAUGUAAAGAUGAUAA
Messenger RNA from Monopterus albus (swamp eel), 2742 nucleotides. RefSeq names its product kelch-like protein 33. The record is from RefSeq and is a predicted model, not a curated record. Bases 1 to 2658 code for a protein of 885 amino acids. Lineage: Eukaryota; Metazoa; Chordata; Actinopteri; Synbranchiformes; Synbranchidae. Gene Ontology annotation, molecular function: protein binding. The transcript is spliced from 4 exons.